AUGUAAACUGCUUUUCUUUUAUCUACAUGAGCGACCCCAGCCCACACGUAGAGCCUCCCUGAGUUUGUUUUAGUGGGAGCAUGGGCAGCCAGAAAAAGUGGAGCAUGGCCUCCAGGUCCCCUUUUGCCACAAUGAGGGGCCGUUUGGGGCCGAGGAAGAAGGGUGUUGAGAGUUUGUGCGUCAGCAGCCUGCUGGGCGUUCUCCGAUCCCACACCUGGCUGAUCGGGGAUGAAGAUGUGGCCGUCCUCCUGGCUCGGACGUCUUCGCCGUGCUUUCCGCACACUCGGGCUCACUCCCUGUCUUUCUCUCUCUGCUCCUCGUCUGCAGAUGGUGGGAGCGAUGACUUUGGAGACCCUCGCUCACCCAGUCUGGACCCUCAUCUGAGCCACAUCGGCCAAGGUGGCAGCAUAGACAGCGACUGUGCCUUCGAGGGAGACUACGCCGUGCCCCCGCUCUCCAUGACCGAGGGCAUGCAGCACAUUCGCAUGAUGGAGGGCGUGUCACGCUCUCUGCCCUCCUCCCCGCUACUCGCCCACCAGGCCAUCGGUGUCAGGCUGCAGUCGGUGAAGAAGCUAACAGCCCCACUGCGGAAAGCAAAGUUUGUGGAGAGCCCUCGCAUUCCACAAUCAGAGCUUGACUCCCGUACACACACCUCUGCUACUGCCAAGAAUACAGACCUGGACUCAUACCGCACUGGGGAGUCGAGCCAUGAGCUGGGGCCCCCUCCUUCGGUGGAUGAGGCAGCCAACACAUUGAUGACGCGGCUGGGUUUCCUUCUGGGAGACAAAGUGAGCGAGGGGCCAGCUGGUACUCAGUACAGCAUGGAGGAACCCGAGGCCAGACAGGGCCAGAACCAGAGGAUCAGCCCCUGCUCCACCUUAACCAGCAGCACUGCCUCUCCGCCUGCAGGCAGCCCCUGCUCCACCCUCCCCACAGCCAUGCCAGGUCAGGCUGGAAACAAGGACUGCGCCUACGGUUCUGUCACCAGCCCCACCUCAACACUGGAGAGCAGAGACAGCGGGAUUAUAGCUACUCUGACGAGCUAUUCGGAGAACAUGGAGCGAGGCGGAAAAUACAGCGAGGGCUCCAGAGGGAACCUGAAACUGUGGCAGUCCCAGAAAUCAGGCAUGGACUCGUUCCUGUACAGGGUGGAUGAAAACAUGACCGCCUCCACCUUCAGCCUGAACAAAAUCCCUGAGCGCAACCUGGAGAGCAUGUCCUCCCAUUCUGCCCACUCCAUCCCUUUGUACCUCAUGCCUCGUCCCAAUUCUGUGGCUGCUACAAGUUCAGCCCACCUGGAGGACCUGGCAUACCUGGAUGAUCAGAGGCACACUCCAUUACGCACCUCGCUGCGCAUGCCGAGGCAGAGCACCACCUGCGGGCCGUGUCGCUCUGGGCCGGACCUGAGAGCUUCUGCAAAUAACACCCAUGCCUGGCAAUCCCAAUCACUGCGUUUUGCACCUUAUCGGCCUCAGGACAUCGCUCUCAAACCUCUGCUGUUUGAAGUACCCAGCAUCACCAUGGACUCCGUCUUCACCGGACGUGAGUGGCUCUUCCAAGAGAUCGACGCCCACCUCAACAACCCAAACGGCGGUAUCUGCCACGGCGUCGUGAUUGUGGGCAACAUCGGCUUCGGCAAGACGGCGAUCAUCUCCCGGCUGGUGGCGCUGAGCUGCCACGGGACCCGCAUGAGGCAGAUCGCCUCAGACAGCCCGCAGGCUUCACCCAAACAUGGAGAGGGGCUUCCUCUCACGCAGCCCCAGCCCACGCACGGCACCCUAGGAGGAGGCAGCUGUCCUGGAACUCCUGAGAUGAGACGACGUCAGGAGGAAUCCAUGAGGAGGCUGGCGUCGCAGGUGGUGGCUUACCACUACUGCCAGGCAGACAACGCCUAUACCUGCUUGGUGCCGGAGUUUGUGCACAAUGUCGCGGCCUUGCUGUGCCGCUCGCCGCACCUGGUGGCCUACAGGGAGCAGCUGCUGAGGGAGCCGCACCUGCAGAGCGUCCUGAGUCUGCGCUCCUGCGUCCAGGACCCAUUGGCGUCCUUCAGGAGGGGGGUCCUGGAGCCCCUGGAUGCACUUUACAAGGAGAGGAAAAUCAACACUGAGGAAGACCUCAUCAUCCUCAUCGACGGCCUCAAUGAAGCCGAGUUCCACAAACCGGACUAUGGAGACACCGUCGUGUCCUUCCUCACCAAAACCAUUCACAAGUUCCCUCCCUGGCUCAAACUAGUAGUGACAGUCAGAACAACACUACAGGAGAUCACCAACGCGCUGCCAUUUCAUCGCAUCUCCCUGGACAGCCUGGAGGAGAACGACGCCAUAGACCAGGACCUGCAGGGCUACAUCCUGCACCGCAUCCACAGCAGCCCAGAGAUCCAGAACAACAUCUCACUCAACGGCAAGAUGGACAACACCACCUUCGGCAAACUCAGCGGCCACCUGAAGGCCCUGAGCCAGGGGUCCUACCUGUACCUCAAACUCACCUUUGACCUCAUUGAGAAGGGCUACCUUGUUCUCAAAAGCUCCAGCUAUAAGGUGGUACCAGUCAACCUGGCGGAGGUGUACCUGCUGCAGUGCAACAUGCGCUUCCCCACCCAGUCGUCAUUCGAGCGGGCGCUUCCUCUUCUCAACGUUGCCGUGGCGUCGCUGCAUCCGCUGACGGACGAGCAGAUAUAUCAGGCCAUCAACGCUGGUUCACUGCAGGGCACACUGGACUGGGAAGACUUUCAGCAGCGAGUGGACAACCUGUCGGUUUUCCUGGUGAAGCGGAGGGACGGCACCAGGAUGUUCGUUCACCCGUCCUUCAGGGAGUGGCUGAUCUGGAGGGAGGAAGGAGAAAAGACAAAGUUCCUCUGCGACCCGAGGAGCGGACACACCCUGCUGGCCUUCUGGUUCUCUCGCCUGCAGAACAAGCUGAACAGGCAGCAGACGAUCGAGCUGGGCCAUCACAUCCUCAAAGCACAUAUCUUCAAGGGCCUCAGCAAAAAAGUAGGAGUCUCUUCGUCUAUCCUGCAAGGUUUGUGGAUUUCCUACAGCACAGAGGGUCUUUCUGCUGCGCUCUCAUCGCUCAGAAAUCUGUACACCCCCAACAUCAAGGUGAGUCGGCUCUUGAUGCUGGGAGGUGCCAAUGUGAACUACCGCACAGAGGUGCUGAACAACGCCCCCAUCCUCUGCGUCCAUUCCCAUUUGGGCUACAUGGACAUGGUGGCGCUGCUGCUGGAGUUUGGUGCCUUCGUGGACGCCCAGUCUGAAAACGGCCUCACGCCGCUUGCCUACGCGGCGGCCGGUGGGCACAUGGCCAUCGUCACUGCGCUUUGUCGGAAGAGAGCAAAGGUGGACCACCUGGACAAAAACGGCCAGUGCGCCCUGGUUCACGCGGCCCUCAGGGGCCACAUGGAGGUGGUCAAAUUCCUCAUCCAGUGUGAUUGGAACGUCGGCUCCCCGCAGCAACAGUCGCCGCAAACACAACAGCAGGCGUCCUUCACAAAGAGCCAAGCAGUGCAGCAGGCGCUGGUCGCUGCCGCCAGCAUGGGCUACACAGAGAUUGUUUCCUACCUGCUGGACCUGCCAGAGAAAGAUGAAGAGGAAGUGGAGCGUGCUCAGAUCAAUAACUUUGACAGCCUGUGGGGAGAGACAGCUCUGACGGCAGCCUCUGGUCGCGGGAAGCUGGAAGUUUGCCGCCUCUUAUUGGAGCAGGGCGCCGCCGUGGCUCAGCCCAACAGACGAGGCAUCGUUCCCCUCUUCAGCGCCGUCAGACACGGACACUGGCAGAUUGUAGACCUCCUUAUGAAUCACGGAGCCGACGUCAACAUGGCCGACAAGCAGGGUCGCACGCCUUUAAUGAUGGCAGCCUCAGAGGGACAUCUGGGAACGGUUGAGUUUUUACUCUCUCAAGGAGCUUCUCUGUCCCUGAUGGAUAAAGAGGGCCUGACGGCUCUGAGCUGGGCUUGUCUGAAAGGGCACCUGGCCGUCGUACGCUACCUGGUGGAGAGCGGCGCCGCCACUGACCACGCAGACAAAAACGGACGUACCCCACUUGACCUGGCGGCCUUCUACGGCGACUCUGACGUGGUCCAGUUCUUGGUCGACCACGGGGCCAUGAUAGAGCACGUAGACUACAGCGGCAUGCGUCCUCUGGACCGGGCGGUGGGCUGCAGGAACACAUCGGUUGUGGUGGCCCUGCUCAAGAAAGGAGCCAAGAUUGGAUGUCAGACGCUGCCCAGUCGGCCCCGAGGUCCAGCUACGUGGGCCAUGGCCACCUCCAAACCAGACAUCAUGAUCAUCUUACUCAGCAAGCUCAUCGAGGAGGGGGACAGUUUCUACAAGAAAGGGAAGGUGAAGGAGGCAACUCAACGUUACCAGUACGCUCUCAAAAAGUUUCCGCGCGAAGGCUUUAGCGAGGACCUCAAGUCAUUCAGGGAACUGAAAGUGUCGCUGUUCCUCAACCUGUCCCGAUGUCGGAGGAAAAUGAAUGACUUUGGGAUGGCUGAGGAAUUUGCUACCAAGGCACUUGAACUGAAACCAAAAUCGUACGAGGCUUACUACGCCCGAGCGCGCGCCAAACGCAGCAGCAGACAAUUUCCUGAAGCCUUAGAGGACCUGAAUGAAGCCAUAAAGUUAUGUCCCAAUAACAGGGAAAUUCAGCGGUUACUGCAGAGGGUGGAGGAGGAAUGCCAUCAGCUCAGCCAGGAAGAACACCACCAGCAGGACCUUGAGCUGGAGCCUCCGCCCUCCCCUCCACCUACACCUCCCCCUGAGGAGGAGGAGUCCUUGUCCCUAUCCAUUCCCCUUCCCCCUCCACCUGAGCCCCGGCUGGAGGACAUGGAGCCCGUCCAGGACCUGUUCGAGGACGAGGACUACCUGGAGCAGGAGCUGGAGGCCAUGUCUUUGGCACUGCCUCCUCCAGACUCUCUCACAAACCAGUCAAGUCUUCCCAUCAUACAGAGCCCGCCACUUUCACCCACACACCAAGAUCAGAUGUAUUUAGCUGGUGGAUCACCCAUGGGCCAGCCUUAUGAAUACCUCCCAACCUCCUCUUCCAUGUCCUCCCCAACUCGAGGCUCAUACCAGCCCCCAUCGCCCUCCCUCUCUCCAACACAUCAAAACUCCCACUACCGACAUAGCCCCCCACACCCUUCCCCAGUGCACCAACAGUCCUACCGCUAUAGCCCACCUCCAAUGGGCAGCGGAGGCCAGGGCAUGGAUCACCAGAGCCCUCCGCCUUCCCCGUUACGUCGGGCCGCUCAGUACAGAGCUAGUCCACCUUUAGAGAGCGUUUGCUUGUACAGGUCCCAGUCUGGGUCUCCUGUGCGUUACCAGACAGAGCAGCUACCCGGCCGACCCAAAUCCCCCCUUUCCAAGAUGAGCAGCCAGCGCUCAUUCCAGCUGACCUCACAAGCGUCUCUAUCCUCUCAGCAUCACCAAGCCCAAGGCCUCCGCCUCCAACCCUCUAUCGCCCAAAUCGUCCGCACAAACCAGCCCAACGUCUUGGGCAACAGCUUUAGUGGUCCGAUGGGCCACUCCAUCGGUGGUCGCUAUCAGGGGGGCUCAGUGGACGUGGAGAGCCGCCUGGUGUACCAGCCGUCCCUAGACGGACGGUCCAUGCCCCAGGUUCAGGCUAGCCACAGCUCUGGGGCCCUCUGUCAGCACGGUGGCCGAGGAGGGGUCAUGGAGUCAAACCUGUUGAAAGAGGAGCUACCCCAGCGCCCCUCCUCUGCCUACCGCGCCAGCAGCGGGGGCCCGGGUGGCAUCCGCUACAGCCAGACACCUCAGAUAAGCCGCAGCCAGUCUGCUGCCUACUACCCAGUCUCUGAACACGUACUGGAGCGUGCCAACGCUAUGCCUCCCUGUCAACUGGGCUCUCCUGAGAACCCCCACAUGGUGAGACGCCCCGUGAGUGCCAAUACUACCGAGAUGAAACAGCACGUGCCCACCCCCAGGCCUCUCAUCCAUUCUCAGAGUGUAGGCCUGCGAUUCUCUCCCUCUAGCAACAACAUCUCAGCCGGAUCCACUUCCAACCUAGCCCAGGCCUUCAGGCCCUCCGCAUCCAUCCAGCAGAUGGAGAUACCCUUACAAGCGACGUACGAGCGAGCCUGUGACGACAUAUCCCCGAUCUCCCCUUCCCAGAGCGGCGGUCUGUAUCAAGGCGAAACCACUCGGUCCAGGAAUACGCCUUUCAUGGGGAUCAUUGACAAGACCGCUCGGACUCAACAGUACCUGCAUCAGCCUGGACGGUCCAGGCCCAUGACCUCCAUGGAUGCUGCUAUUAGUCCCACCUCCCCCGGGCAGCUAGUCCAGCAGGGCUCCACCUACAGUCCCCCGGCAUCUCUUGGCAACAUCGCCUACUACAACAAGACCAACAACGCCCAAAACGGGCACCUUCUGGAGGAGGACUACUACUCCCAGCCUCAGCCCUCCUCACUGGGAAAGUUGACCAACGGCUCUCGUGGCAGCGGCGAUAUCCUGGAACGGGUCAGCCAGGUGCCCACCUACCCCGACGUGAAGGUGGCGAGGACUCUGCCAGUGGCACAGGCCUACCAGGACAACAUGUACCGCCAGCUGUCACGUGACUCCCGGACCCAAGGCCCCAGCUCCCCCAUCAAACCAAAGAGACCAUUUGUGGAGUCGAACGUGUGAGUGGACAGUUUGGACUUGGUGCGUCAGCAGAAGAGAGGUUGGAAAAAUAUUCAUCUAAAAAACAAAAAA
Messenger RNA from Cyprinodon tularosa, 6707 nucleotides. It is a transcript of the gene tanc2b, whose product is annotated as tetratricopeptide repeat, ankyrin repeat and coiled-coil containing 2b. The coding region runs from base 81 to 6638 and encodes 2185 amino acids. The transcript is spliced from 29 exons. Gene Ontology annotation, molecular function: protein binding. Gene Ontology annotation, biological process: regulation of dendritic spine morphogenesis. Gene Ontology annotation, cellular component: dendritic spine. The record is from RefSeq and is a predicted model, not a curated record. Lineage: Eukaryota; Metazoa; Chordata; Actinopteri; Cyprinodontiformes; Cyprinodontidae.